GCGGCGCGGUGUGGGAGCGCAGCUGAGUGAGGCUCCACAGCGGCAGGGACCGGUUCGUAUCAUGGCGACCUACGUGGACAUCCUGAAGAGCGAGUUCCCCGAAAUUGACACCGAAGUAUUUGACUAUAUCACCGGAGUGCUGGACAGUGGCGGUUCUGAUUUUGAAGAUGGAGAGGAAGUGUUCGAUGCCAUCGGUGGGGUUCUCCAGGAGGUAGCUGCUGAUAAAAAUGAAGAUGACGUCCGAAGUAUCUGUCUCCAGUUGUUUAACACCCUCAAGCUGACUAACUGCCACUCAAACCAAAGGCAGGUGCUGCUCGAUGCUCCUGUGCAGCUGUCUCAGAUCUCUGCGGAAUCUGGAUCAGCUGCAAACGAAGUGCAGGGCAUUUGGAUGGUGAAGAGAACCCAGAGUACGACUGUGGAUGCCAAGAAGCUGGAGAAGGCGGAGGCCAAACUGAGGGCAAAGCAUGAGCGGAGAAAUGAAAAAGACUCUCAGAAACCCUCAAACCCACUGGUCUUGGAGGAGGCUUCUGCCAGCCAGGCUAGCAGUAAGAAAGAGAGCCGUGUGGACAUGUCUGGGAAGAAUCGCAGUUACGACAUCCGCAUAGAAAACUUCGAUGUGUCUUUUGGAGAGAGGUCUCUGCUGCAGGGAGCUGAGCUGUGUUUAGCGAGUGGACGCAGGUACGGUCUGGUUGGCAGGAAUGGCCUGGGGAAGACCACGCUGCUGAAGAUGCUGGCCAGCCGCAGCCUGCGCGUGCCUGCGCACAUCUCCAUACUGCACGUAGAGCAGGAGGUGGCAGGAGACGACACUCCAGCACUCCAGAGCGUCCUGGAGAGCGACACGGUUAGAGAGGAGCUGCUUGCAGAGGAGCGCAAGCUCAACGCCCACAUCUCCAACGGAACGGCAGACGGGUCUGAAAGCGUGCGUCUGUCAGAAAUCUAUGCUAGACUGGAAGAAAUUGAAGCAGACAAGGCACCAGCCAGAGCUUCAAUUAUCCUUGCAGGUUUAGGUUUUUCACCCAAGAUGCAACAGCAACCAACCAAAGAGUUUUCUGGUGGCUGGAGAAUGAGAUUAGCAUUAGCACGAGCUCUCUUUGCCAAGCCUGACCUUUUGUUACUCGAUGAGCCCACGAACAUGUUGGAUGUCCGAGCCAUUCUGUGGUUGGAGAAUUAUUUACAAACAUGGCAGUCAACCAUCCUUGUGGUGUCUCACGACCGGAACUUCCUGAACGCUAUUGCAACCGACAUCAUCCAUCUGCACUCGCAGCGUCUAGACAGUUACCGUGGUGAUUAUGAGAACUUUAUCAAAACAAAAGAGGAUAGACUGAAGAACCAGCAAAGGGAGUACGAGGCUCAGUUACAGUACAGAGAACAUAUACAGGUGUUCAUCGACAGGUUCAGGUACAACGCCAACAGAGCUGCACAGGUGCAGAGCAAACUAAAGCUUUUGGAGAAGCUCCCUGAACUUAAGCCUAUAGAAAAGGAAUCUGAAGUAGUUUUACGUUUUCCAGAUAACUUUGAGAAGCUGUCCCCUCCCAUCCUGCAGCUAGAUGAAGUUGAGUUCUCCUACAGCCCUGAACAGCGUCUGUUCACAGGCCUCUGCGUUUCUGCUGACCUGGACUCUCGAAUCUGCAUUGUAGGUGAAAAUGGGACUGGUAAGUCCACAUUACUGAAGCUGCUGAUGGGUGAGCUCACACCCCUAAGUGGAACCAGACACGCCCACAGAAACCUGAAGAUUGGCUAUUUUAGCCAGCACCAUGUAGAUCAGCUGGACCUCAACGUCUGUUCAGUGGAGCUUCUUCUCAGCAAGUUCCCUGGUCGGACAGAGGAAGAAUACAGGCGUCAGCUUGGUAGAUAUGGUAUUAGUGGAGAGUUGGCAACCCGACCGGUGGCCAGCCUUUCGGGAGGACAGAAGAGCCGUGUGGCUUUUGCCCAGAUGACCAUGCCUUGUCCUAACUUCUACAUUCUUGACGAGCCGACCAAUCACCUGGACAUGGAAACAAUUGAAGCUCUUGCAAAGUCCUUGAAUAAUUUCAAAGGCGGUGUUGUGCUGGUCUCCCACGACGAGAGACUAAUCCGACUCGUGUGUAAGGAGCUUUGGGUGUGCGAGGCCGGCCGAGUGCAUCGCAUCGACGGCGGCUUUGACGAGUACAAGGACAUCCUGCAGGAGCAGUUCCGGAGGGAAGGCUACCUGUGAACAUUCAGACCGACAAAGCACCUUAUGUCAUCUGCGCACCAUUUAAACUGACUCUGCAUCGCCACCACCCCAACCUGCUAACUGACUCCAUGCAUACAAUCUGAACUCCAGUGACCAGCAACUUGGCUGGCUCCACUGAAGGAAGCCGAAUUGGUGCCAUCUCUGCUGUCCUUUCUCCCACCUAUGCCGCUGUUUGCUGUCCUCUUCUUUUACCAGCUCAGUCCACCUGCCUCUGCUGCUGCACCAAAAUCAUGUUGUCGUCGCCCAGUGCAGUUCGUGCCACAUCCGUAAUGGGUUUUGUGACAUGGGGGCAGGCUGGGCGGCAUGCACUGGACUUUUCUGCACAGGUUCUUUUGUUUAAUUCUGCGCACAAACAGGAACGGAGCCUGGUGUAGUUAAUGCAAAGCGAAGAGGACAUAAACAUUAACAUUGUGUUUCAAUGCAAAUGAUGUACUUAUCAGCGGCAGUUUUAGAACAUGCUAAUAAAAACAUAGCAGUCAGUCAAUCAGUUUUAACCUGC
Messenger RNA from Colossoma macropomum (tambaqui), 2714 nucleotides. RefSeq names its product ATP-binding cassette, sub-family F (GCN20), member 3 (gene abcf3). The transcript has 21 exons. Lineage: Eukaryota; Metazoa; Chordata; Actinopteri; Characiformes; Serrasalmidae. Bases 62 to 2194 code for a protein of 710 amino acids. The record is from RefSeq and is a predicted model, not a curated record. Gene Ontology annotation, molecular function: ATP hydrolysis activity; ATP binding.